Messenger RNA from Xyrichtys novacula (pearly razorfish), 4571 nucleotides. Lineage: Eukaryota; Metazoa; Chordata; Actinopteri; Labriformes; Labridae. The record is from the annotation of a GenBank genome assembly.
GUUGUAGAGGUUUUGGCUCAGAGGAUCAUCAGCCUUCUCCAGCUGAAGCAGCCGCCCCUUUCUCUGCCACAAACGCCACACACUGUUUGUUCCUACAGUGUGUUGACUGCAGAUGAGUCUUCCUCUUCAGGGGAAACGACAGAAAACUUAGGGUUGGGAGCGUCGGGAGAGCACCCGCUUGGAUUAUGUGAUCAUUGUUUACGCAGGGAUCAUUGAUAAGAAGCCACUAAAGAAAUAUGUACCUGGCAUUAGACAUUUAUACAUUCCUAUAGAGCGGCGGGGAUGCAGGGGAGACGCUGCAGCGGCAAACAUCUCUUGCCCUGAACCGGAGGAGUCAUCGGCAAACGAUGCCCCGAUGUGAGAGAGCCUCCACUAGAGACGAGGGAGGAUGAGGACUCGGGGAGAGGAAUCGUGCGCGGUAGAGGGGGGAUAUAAUGAAGUUGAGUGGGAAAGGUCUGUGCACCGUCUUCUCCGGCACCAUCCUCUUCGUGUGCGCCCUGUGCGAAGUUGUCGUUGGAUUAAGGUGUAUCUCACUGGGAUCUGCGAUGAAAGCGCAUUUCCACCUCGGCACCGUGGCCGGGGCUUUCUACUCCGGGCUACUUGUGGGAAUCGGGCAGGUCUUGUUGGGGUCCGCACUGGUCUGUUGCAGGGAGAAGCCCGGCAGCAGGAAUUUCUUUCUCCUCGGUGUUGUCGUCUUCUUGUUGGGGGUGCUCACCGCCUUCUCUGGUGCGGUUGUGGACGGGGACACGGCUUCUCUGGUCGGGAGGAAAUACUCCCAUUACUGCUUCCACACAGUUGUUGUAAACCCAGCCUGCGAGAAACUAUUGGAUUACCAGCGGACUUUGGUCAUCUCCACUGUUCUUAGCACCUUAGAGUGCGUCCUCGGGCUCAUCAACCUCGUGGUCAUCAAAAGGUACAAACGGGCGCAGUUAAGGAGCCUACAGUCUCAGAGGCAGCGCGCUGGCGCGAUCAUUUUCAGUGAGGAGCGGGACUGCUCCACCGUGGAUUUCCAGCCUGUGUCUUACAUCAAUUUGGGUGUCUUUGGUGUGUUUGACGAGACAGGGGCAGAGGUGCAGUGUGGGGGGCACCCGUCAAGCGAGCUGCCUGGAUACUCACCCACGGACCCACAACUCAAUCACAGCUUCCCUUUCUCUUACCCGCUCCCUACAGAACUGCCGCCCGCAUAUGAUGACAUUUUCCCGCUGAGGCAUGCAACACAUAUCCCCCCUGGAGCAGCCUCUGGCAGCAACACCCCAGCCCCGACAAUCAAUUACUUUUACUCUGCUCGUCUUUCACAACCCGAUCCAAACCAGUAGCCCAAGUUGAUUUAAGGAUGACAGCAGUGGAGCUAUCUGAAAUGAUCCCAUCCUUCCUCACUCUGCUAGGUUAUGUCGCACCUGUAGUGGCUUCACAUAUCUCAUCUCUAGUCAGACUCAUAUAUGGACAGAUUAAAGGCAGCCUACUGUUCAAUACAGUGCAGACAGGUAGGCUAUAUAUAAGGCUAAGCAGCAGCUUUCUGGGUAUAGCCAAACACAGGUAGAGCUUGUGACUUGAAUGUUUGCUGUCAACAUUUUUACUGGUUAAUAAAAAGCGUAUUUAUCCUCAUCACAUGUCACACUGCUAUAGUCUGCCGGAGCUUUCUGGGGCCUGCUGUGGUCAGUUCAAACUACCAUUUCAACCUCUUGUAAAUAUUGUGUUGCUGCUGGUACGUCGACAUUACCCUUCACUUUAUAUAUAUCGUUCUGAGUUGGCAAUAUAAGCGGUUAUUUUCCAGUCCAUCCCCCUCAAAAACGCCUUUGGUCUGCAGUUUAAAGGUAAGCUCCAAAGUCAAGGAGACAAUUAUUCCCAUAAUACAUUAAGCCUGCGUCAUAAUAGGCCUAUUUAGCCUGCUGGUAAUAUAAAACCAUGCAAUUUCUUAACCUCCUAUAUAAGGUUUGACCUGACUGUGGUAACAUAGUGUUUUUUUUCUUUGCUUUGGUGUCACAGCUUUAAUGGACGGGGGACAAUUAACCUGAUUACUUCACGACUUUACCAUGACAGAUUAACAUGCUUGGGGAUAAUGUAUGAUCUAUAAAUCUGCUAUACAAAUGGAAAAAUGGAGGAGUGGAAAAAGUGAAGGUAGACUGCAGUAUCAGCUUCAGUGAGCUUUUUGCAUUAAUGUUGCGUCUGUUUGGGGGAUUUUAUUCUUAAUCUGCGUACAAUUGAAGAUAGAUCAGCUACAUAAAGUUAGUCUAUCCCAAAUCACCAGAUAGAAUCACUCAGGGAACAAAAAAGUGCUGCUUCUAUUCAUACUGAUAAUGCACAGAGCUUGUCCCACUUUAAAAAAUGUAGAUAGUAAACCAAAGUAAAAUAUUGUGAGACAAUAAAUGGCUUUAAGACAGGCCUAAUUUGGUUUUAUUGAGCUGCUUAUCAAUACAACUCUUGGAGACAUAAUGAGGUGUUAACAAACUUAAAAUGAGACAUGGUAUUAACUUUAAACUGCAGGUGGUACUGAGAACCCCUGUUUUAUCCCUAGUGCGUCACAGUGUGGUUCAUAUUCAGUGUUAAAUGACUAAAGAUGAUUCAAUUUUUAUAUUUCAGAUAUUUUCUAGUUUAAGUGUGUUUGUUUUGUCUUGCAAAAUAAAUUUAGCACACUCAGUACACAAGAGGGGUCAUAGGUUCAAACUGAACAGGAAGUUAUCACAAAGUUUACAAGUGAAUAUAUUGCUGAUGGUAUUUUUGCACUGAUAAAAUUGUUUAUUUUCAUUGGGUCAUCAUGAGGCCAAGUUGAUGUCCCUGAGUGUAUCAAGCAUGUAAACAGUGUUUUGAAGGAAAAUCAAACUUAAAAUAAUAACAUUUCAGCAAAGAAAAAAAAAAACAAUCUAUAUGACAUCAUCAGAUACUAUUUUGUGUGACUUAUAUUGUCUUUUCUCAAGCUAGUUACUGUAUCAUUAUUUUCCUCCCGGAAAUGGGUUAUAAACAAAUAAGUGAAGACAAAACAGCGAAGAAUUACACUAAAGGUAAUACUUUGUAUUCCUGUAUUUGGGACACACUUAAAUACGUCAUGUAGUGGGGCAGUCGUGAAAUGAAUGUUGGUGCAAGCUAUAGCAACUGCAAAUGCAUUUGCCAGAGAUUAGUAUGGAAGAAUUAAUGCGGCAUAUGAAAAUAAAAGUUAUUUUUAAAAGCGCUGAUUUACAACAAAUAUCAUCUGGAGAUGCUUCAGAAAAGAGCUGGUAUAGAAAGUACUAUUCUUGAUAUUAAGAGGGAGACCCAACAUAAAGAUGAGAUCAGAUUGAGUCCUGUCUUGUAAGAUCAGACACACUCUGAUCCACCUUAAACUACCAUGAUGUAACACCUCAAACAGAACUCAUGUGAACUAGUCAUCUCCUGAGACUGCGUUGGGGUUAGAGAGAGGAUAGAGGGAGAUGUGCGGAGAGACAAGUAAGAACGAGUAUGUGUACGACUUACAGGAACAGCAUGUUAAUGAUCAUAGGCUGCUCUUUGUUUGAUUUAUGGAAAAUUAAAGUCAACAGGUCUAUAGUAAGAGCACAGCAGUAAUAGCAUCUGUAAUGAUGAAGUUUAGGCAUUGAGUUAUUUUGUCAUCAAUUUAUUCAUUCAUUUGUUUGUUUGCAUUAUUUUCUGUGCUUGAAAUGUCUAAAAAACUCAUAUUAUCUAACGUUGUUGACAACAAGGCUGUAAAAACAUCAGCUCCACCAGAAGUGAUAAAAUCUCAUACUGCACUCACCCUUGUGAGUGAUUUAGUUCCUGAAGCUGACAGCAGCUGCAGUAGUGAAUAUCCUACAAUAAAAUGAUAAAUGUAAUCUGCAUGGAUCAAAUUACAUAAACCUGAAUUUAUGUUGUCUAAACUGGAUCCUGCUCUCCAACUAUCUACAUUCAAGUUUAUUUUACAAAUUAACGCUAAGAUUUUAUGACAGCCUUUUCCUUUUGUCCUUAGUUAUUAAUAGCAGCUAUAUCAAGCUGCUGCAUGAGAGUAGACGGGUGAAGUACUUUGCAGUCUGGUAACAUUUUACUGUGAUCUUUCUCUUUAGCUGUAAAAGAACAAAAAAGUUAUGAGAGAACUUUAUCACCAGUUCUGGAUAAAGACUAUCGUUUUUCUUUACAAAAAUUUGUUCUACUGCGGGAUAUAAUAUAUAUUCUUCAAAUAAGUAAUGGUUGGUGGUUGCACCUUUAGAAAUAGUAGAAAAAUGAACUUUAAACUUCGCAGGUGUUCUGUUCGGGGUAUGUGUCUUGGAAGUGCACCUCUCCAUGCUAGCUCUAACAUCCUAUCUACUCACCAAACCAGGAAAACAAUAAAACAGAGGGCGAGACAAGUAUGUGGGGAAGUUUCAGGAAGGCUGAGCCUGGGCAAGAAGCCUGUUUGGGUUGGAGCUCAUCCCCACCAGGUUUGGCUGAGUGCUCCAUCACUUACUUCUCCCACUUAAGAAAGAGAAAAGUGAGAAAAACAGGUUUUUCUCACUUAUGUUCCGACCCUCAACUGACAUGAUUUCUCCUCAUUCAGAUCCACAACCUUUUUUUUCAAGCUGUAUGAAAUUUCCUUCUCUAUCUUUCAUUAAACUACUAUCAUAAAUCUG